AUGGCACCCUUAAACUCCAGCAAUACCUUUUCCUCCAUGUUCUAUCUCACAGGUAUCCCAGGCUAUGAGGAAUAUCACCACUGGAUUUCCAUCCCAUUCUGUGUCCUCUACUUUGUUGGAAUCAUGGGCAACUGCACCAUCCUGCAUAUUGUCCGGACAGAUUCCAGACUCCAUGAGCCCAUGUACUACUUCCUGGCCAUGCUUUCCCUCACGGACAUGGGCAUGUCCAUGCCCACAAUGAUCACACUCUUCAGGGUGCUGUGGUCCAUUUCCAGGGAGAUCCAGUUCAAUAUUUGUGUGGUCCAAAUGUUUUUCAUUCACACUUUCUCCUUCACUGAAUCAUGUGUACUCUUGGCCAUGGCCCUUGACAGGUAUGUGGCCAUCUGCAACCCCCUAAGAUAUGCUACCAUUCUCACUCCAAGACUUAUCAUCAAAAUUGGAAUUGCAUCCCUGCUCAGGAGUGCCAUUGCUAUGAUUCCACUUCUGGCCCGGCUGGCUUUCUUUCCCUUCUGCCGCUCCCAUGUCCUUUCUCAUUCUUACUGUCUGCACCAGGACAUGAUCCGCCUUGCCUGUGCUGAUGUGAAGUUUAAUGUUAUAUAUGGAUUGGUUCUGAUCACUGUGCUGUGGGGCAUGGAUUCGCUGGGCAUUUUUGUGUCUUAUGUGUUCAUUCUUCACUCAGUAUUAAAAAUAUCAUCUAGGGAGGGAAGGCUUAAGGCCCUUAACACAUGUGGAUCCCACAUCUGUGCUGUGCUCAUCCUGUAUGUGCCUAUGAUUGGACUAUCUAUCGUCCAUCGUUUUGCCAAACACUCCUCCCCACUCAUCCACAUCUUCAUGGCUCAUAUUUACUUAUUAAUUCCGCCUGUGCUUAACCCAAUUAUCUACAGUGUGAAGACUAAGCAGAUCCGUCAAGGAAUCCUCAACCUGUUUCUCCCCAAGAAAAUCGGUUCUAGUAUGAUGUAG
Molecule: messenger RNA, 960 nt
Organism: Talpa occidentalis (Iberian mole)
Lineage: Eukaryota; Metazoa; Chordata; Mammalia; Eulipotyphla; Talpidae
Product: olfactory receptor 51L1-like
Exons: 1
Coding region: 1-960 (319 amino acids)
Biological process (GO): G protein-coupled receptor signaling pathway
Cellular component (GO): membrane
Molecular function (GO): G protein-coupled receptor activity; olfactory receptor activity
Source: RefSeq, a predicted model, not a curated record